Closterium sp. NIES-65 is the source of this 2703-nucleotide messenger RNA. The record is from the annotation of a GenBank genome assembly. Lineage: Eukaryota; Viridiplantae; Streptophyta; Zygnematophyceae; Desmidiales; Closteriaceae.
AUGUAUGUGUUGUCUGCUAGUGGAGAGGGUGACUGUUACCUGCGUGUCCCGCCCGACCCGGGCAUUAGGACCAGUGAGGCUGCUGCACUAGGUACUAGUGUGUCUCCUGCCCCAGGUGCUGGUGAGCCUUCCACUCUAGGUGCUAGUCUGUUUGCUGCCUCAGGUGCUGGUGAGGCUGCUACUCUAGGUGCUCGUGAGUCUGCGCCCGCUGCGUCUACUGAGGCACUGCACACCUUCACACUGGACUCAGGUGCUUCCCGCUGUUUCUUUCGUGACCGCACUGCCCUUGAGCAGCUUGCUCGACCGGUUGCAGUCUCCCUCGCUGACCCCUCUGGGGGUCCGGUCAUUGCAACCUCCUCCACUAUCCUUCAUUGUCCUGCGGUCCUGUCGAGCACACUCUCAGGCCUCUACCUCCCCUCGUUCUCUACGAACUUGGUGGCGGGUAGUGCGCUCCAGGAUGGGGGUGUCCACCAGUUCACCCAUGCCUACGAGCGGGGGACACACUGCACGUGUGCUAGGACGGGUCGCCACCUGGCUACUUUUACUCGGCAGCCGGGGUCGGACCUGUACACACUGACCACUGAGUCACCUCAGGUAGCUGCGUCUGCAUCUGCGUCUAGUCAGCUGUCGGCCCCCUACUCGUGUCGCUCCCUGUUGCACCAGACCGUCCUAUGGCACCACCGCCUUGGUCACCCGUCAGUGCAGCGUCUUCGUGGCAUGCACUCCCGGUACCUUGUCUCUGGUUUUCCCAGGGUUCUCCCUCCCCUACCACCCUCGCCUGCUCCUCCCUGUCUUCCCUGUGUCGAGGGGCGGCAGCGCGCCGCUCCUCACUCCUCUUUUCCCCCGACGACUGCUCCCCUGCAGACGCUCCACAUGGACGUGUGGGGCCCAGCCCGCGUCCGUGGACAGGGCCACGAGAGGUACUUCUUGAUAGUUGUUGACGACUACUCGCGCUACACCACGGUCUUCCCCUUGCGCACCAAGGGUGAAGUCCCUGAAGUUUUGAUCCCUUGGAUUCGCGCUGCUCGUCUCCAGCUCAGCGAGAGGUUCCACUCGGACUUUCCUGUCCUGCGUCUGCACUCUAACAGAGGUGGGGAGUUUUCCUCCGACCUCUCGAGGGCCUUCUGUCAGGGGGAGGGCAUUGAGCAGUCGUUCACGCAUCCGGCCUCUCCACAGCAAAAUGGGGUUGCUGAGCGCCACAUUGGCUUGGUCAUGGAGGUCGCUCGUACCUCUUUGAUUCAUGCGGCUGCCCCCCACUUUCUGUGGCCAUUUGCGGUCCAAUACGAUGCGCAUCAGCUCCACCUCUGGCCCCGUGUCUUCGUUCCGGAGACUUCGUCGACACUGCGUUGGACGGGAGAGGUUGAAGAUGCGUCGGUGUUCCGGGUCUGGGGAUCUCGUGCUUUUGUCCGCGAUACGUCCGCGGACAAGCUCUCCUCCCACGUUGUUCCUUGUGUCUUCCUUGGCUUCGUCCCGUACGCGUCUGGUGCUGCUGUGGUAGACCCCCUCCCCCCUCAGGGUGCCGCUCCCUCAGGUGUUUCCCAGAUAGACCCGGUUGAGCCUGUUGAGGUAGCGGUCGACUCUUGUCCUGCUAGGGGUGCUGAGCCUGAGCGUGAGGAGCCUAGGGGGUGCCUGAGGGUGCUGAGUCUGGGGGUACUGAGCCUGGGGGUGCUGAGUCUGGGGGUGCUGAGCCUGAGGGUGCUGAGUCUAGGGGUACUGAGCCUGGGUGUGGUGCGACUGACCGUGCUGCGCCUGGUAGCGCUCCCUCUUCACAUCAGCUGCGGGAGUGGUAGUCGCGGUACUGCAGCCUCUAGUGGGGCGCUUCUGGGGCCAGGGGUACUACUGGAGCUGGUGCUCGUGGUUCCCCGCCUAGGCGGGAGCUGCCCUCUCCCCAGCGGCUUUGAGAGUGGUACGCUCGGCGCUGCAGUCCCCGGAGUGGUGCUACUGGUGUUUUGGACCCUGGAGCUGAUGCUGGAGACACUGCUGGUGCUGGAGGUGCUGCUAGUGCUGGAGCUUCUGGAAGCACUACUGGUGCUGGAGCUACUGGAGGUGCUGCUGGUGCUGGAGCUGCUGGAGGUGCUGCUGGUGCCGGUGCUACUGGAGCUGCUGGAGACGCUGCUGGUGCUGGAGCUGCUGGAGUCGCUGGUCCUGGAGGUGCUCGUACUGGUGGUACUGGAGCUGCUAGGACUGGAGCUGCAGCGGGAGUUGGAGCUGGAGGUGCUGGAGCUGCUGGUGCUCUUGGUGGUGCUGCGGGAUCCUACUGACACGCUUCUCCUCGCCACUGUUGUCACUGACCCUAAAUUUGAGUCCUCUGUUGCGUCUGCUCUAGUCGCUGAGUUAGUUGACUUUGCUGCCGCCUGUCGUCUAGACUACGCAGCUAGCCUUGCUGCUGAGUCUGAGUGUGUCUGUCCUUCGUCCGUCGGGGGUGAGUGUGCUCUUGGCACGGACGUCCUUGAGGACAGGCAGGAGGAGCUCCAGUGCCUUGCUGCUGCUUUACCUCGUCUGGUGUCCAUGCUUGUUGCCCCUGAGGGAGACCCGGAUGCACCAGACAUCCCGACCCCGCGCUCUUACGCAGAGGCGAUAGAGGGUCCCUACUCCUCUCAGUGGCAGACAGCCAUGGACGCCGAGAUGGCUUCCUGGAAGUCCACAGGCACCUACGUCGACGAGAUUCCCCCACCUGGGGCGAACAUCGUCAGUGGUAUGUGA